Messenger RNA from Trichosporon asahii var. asahii CBS 2479, 2532 nucleotides. Its product is annotated as spindle pole body component alp6 (Altered polarity protein 6). Bases 1 to 2532 code for a protein of 843 amino acids. Gene Ontology annotation, molecular function: gamma-tubulin binding; microtubule minus-end binding. Lineage: Eukaryota; Fungi; Basidiomycota; Tremellomycetes; Trichosporonales; Trichosporonaceae. Gene Ontology annotation, biological process: cytoplasmic microtubule organization; spindle assembly; microtubule nucleation. Gene Ontology annotation, cellular component: gamma-tubulin small complex; centrosome; spindle pole. The transcript is spliced from 7 exons. The record is from RefSeq and is a predicted model, not a curated record.
AUGUCUCGAAGCGGGCGGAGCGCAGACCCCGUCGAGACGCUGAUUUACAGUGUUCUUCCGGAGCUCAGUCAGCUCCCGGAACGCGCGCGCCGGGAACGGGUCGCAGAGCUCGCUGAAUAUUGUGACGACAUCCUCAACAGCUCCCUCCCACUCGGUUCCAACGGACUCGCGGACACCGCUCGGAGACAGCUCACGAAUCCGGACGAUGCGCUCCGCUUCAACUCCUUAUGGUCGUCCAUCCAGCGUGGCUUCCUCACCGCCCUUGCGGGCAUGUCCUCCGAGGAGCCUAAGAGGUUCUCGGCGAACAAAUUCUCCUCUCCGCCGCCCAAGUCUCGCCCAUCCUCCGUCACGGUCCUGAACGAGGUUGACCUUGCCUCACCACCGCGGACACCAGUACCGUCAGCAGCGGGCAAGUCGAAGGCUGCCCUUCUUCAGGAAUGGCGGACACAGCACCACCAUCCACCUUUCCCCGAGCAUUUGCUCCUCCGUGACGCCCUGUACCUGUUGCAGGGCAUCGACGGGCGAUAUGUGCAGUUUGCGCUGUCGGCCGAGCCGCAACGAAAUCCGUACUUGACGGAUAAGGGCCGAGCAGGCGACGGUACGGGAUUCCCGCUCGGGAAGGAAGGGCAAGAUCCAGAAGCGGGCGAGCAGGAAGUCGUCGGCAUCAAGAUCGUGGAAGACGAGGGCAAGGGCGUCAUCUCUCAACCGACAAAGAGUGUCCUCGUGCAGCUCAGCGAGAUGGGCGUGCUGUACCGCAAGAUCACAAACUUCAUCAAGCAGCACCAAGCAGCUGGACCCAGCGCAAAGAGCGGAAUGAUCAUCCAGCUGAGCGAGUACCAUCGCCUCCUUGCCGUUCUCGAGUCGCAGAUGUCAUUGACUGCUCCGGAUUCGACGUCGCCGGCGGAGGGAUCUGGAUUGACGCUUCUCCGACUUGGACUCUGGACAGAGGACAUGAAGCUCAAGCUCCAGCUCAUGGAGAUGGUGGUUGACGAUGCCGAGUCCGCCCACGGAGGAGCUCUGGUCUCAAAGAUCCACUCCCGAACAGCACACGGCGACCCAGUCGUACGACAGUUUACCGACCAAAUUCUUGAGGAGGUGUCGAAGCCGUUCUUCCUCACGCUGCAGAAGUGGAUCACGUCGGGCGAGCUGCACGAUCCGUUCAAGGAAUUCUUUGUCCAGCUCAAUCCGGACAUGGCGAACGGCGACGAUGCCGUCAACUAUACGGGGGAUGCUGGAUUCGAGGAGGGCUUCGACAUUGGAGGCGGCGUCAGCGACUCGUCACGGAUAUGGGAGAAGAAGUAUGUCUUCGUCAAGGCCAUGGUGCCUGGCUUCAUCAACCAGGACUUCGGCAAGAAGAUCUUCUCGACCGGCCGCUCGCUCAACUUUAUCCGGUACAACUGCUACGACUCGGACUGGGUCACGGAGAAAGCGACCUUAGCCAACAGAGAUGGUAGUGACAUCGACGAUGCAUACUCAACCGCUUCCCAGCGAUUACUGGACAUCUUCUUCGACAAGUACAAGCUUCUCGACCACCUCCGAGCACUCAAGUCGUACCUGAUGCUCGGCGCUGGCGACUUUGCCGAGCUUCUGAUGGAAGCGCUUGCGCCACGAUUGGACAAGCCAGCCAUCAGCCUGUACCGACAUCAUUUGACGUCGGACCUCGAGUCGGCCAUCCGCGGCUCGAAUGCGCAGUACGACAGUCCAGACGUCCUGCGACGCCUCGACGCCCGUGUCCUCGAGUACCAACACGGCGAGCUGGGCUGGGACUGUUUCGCGCUCGAGUACCGAGUCGAGUCGCCACUGAACGCGAUCCUGGACGCGCGCGCAAUGGACGGGUACGACCGCCUCUUCCACCACCUGUGGCGUCUGAAGCGUGUCGAGUCAACGCUGACGGCGGGCUGGAUGCGAGUCACGUCCGAGUCGCGCAACUUUGACAAGCUCCCCAACCUCGCCAACCUAUGGCACCACUGCCGCGUUGUGCAGGCCGAGAUGGUGCACUUCCUACGCCAGCUGCAGGCGUUCAACCAGCUCGAGGUCGUCGAGUGCUCCUGGCGCGACCUGAUCGAGUACACGGACAAGCGGGACGGGGACCUCGACGCGCUCAUCGUUGCGCACAAGACGUACCUGGACCGUAUCGUGCGCAAGAUGCUCCUGCUUUCGCCGCGGAAGGAUGACAAGGACGCCCUCCUGAACCUCGUCCGUGAAGCUCUCGACUUGAUUUUGACGUUCUGUGCGGCGACCGACGACCUAUUCUCGUGGAGCUUGGCCAUGGCUGUGUCGCUCGACGCUAAGCGCGACCGCGAGCGAGGCAUCCGCAAGGCGCUCUCGAAUGCUGAGAGCGCUCCGCCGGACUUUGACAAGCUCGAGGAUAUUCGCGAGCGGAUUCGUAACUGCGCGGGGCAGUUCGGCGACACGGUUUCGAUCCUCUGCAAGGAGGCUGGCGCGCACCCGGACCUCGACGUGCGGUUCCUCGCGAUCCGCAUUGCGUUCAACGGGUACUACGGGCUCAAGAGGGGCAGCAAGAAGAAGUAG